Molecule: messenger RNA, 1805 nt
Organism: Vigna umbellata (rice bean)
Lineage: Eukaryota; Viridiplantae; Streptophyta; Magnoliopsida; Fabales; Fabaceae
Source: RefSeq, a predicted model, not a curated record
UGAAAGGAGAAAGAUGAAAUGGGAUAAGGAACGAGUGCGACAAUGAAAAUUGGGAGUGAAAUAGAUAGAGAAUAGAAGACAAUAGAAGAGACUAGAUGGCAAAAUCGGGAUCAACCCCUGUCACUGCCUCUGCAAAGGUUCACCCUUCCAACGAUCCCCAACUGGACCCAGACUCUUAUGCCCUCGAGAAGUUCAGACUCUACGAAACCAGAGCGAGGUUCUACCUGAUCGGAGUUCUACCUGAUCGGAGUAAGAGGUUCUUCCGAGUGUUGAAAAUCGAUCGAUCAGAGCCGUCAGAUCUGAAUAUUAGCCAAGACCCCGUCCUGUAUUCACCCUAGGAGAUCAAGAGCUUGCUUCAGCGGAUUGCUAAGGGUAACAGAGCCACUGGCGGCCUCACUUUCGUCGCUAAGGUUUUCGGAAUUGCUGGCUGCAUCAAGUUUCUCGAGUCUUACUACUUGAUUCUCAUUACUAAACGUAGACAGAUUGGUGCUAUAUGUGGCCAUGCAAUCUAUAGCAUCAAGGAGAGCCAAUUGAUAACCAUUCCACAUGUUUCAAUCCAAUCUGAUUUAGCUCACUCUAAGACUGAGCUCAUGUACAAAAAGAUUUUGUCUAGUGUCGAUUUCACCAAGGAUUUUUUCUAUAGUUACACUUACCCUAUAAUGCAAAGUUUGCAAAAGAACGUUUCUCCUAGCGAAGACGGAGGGAUGUCGUAUGAUAAUAUAUUUGUUUGGAAUGCAUAUUUGACACAAGCAAUCAGGUCAAGAUGCAAUAACACUAUUUGGACCAUAGCUUUAGUUCAUGGUCAUUUUAGGCAGAGUCGUCUAUCAAUUUUUGGAAGAGACUUCAGUGUUUCCCUGAUUUCUAGACGAUCUAGACAUUUUGCAGGGACACGUUACUUGAAAAGGGGUGUUAAUGAUCGGGGGAGGGUUGCUAAUGGUGAGACAGAGCAGAUUGUCCUUGAUGAAGAAGCUGGCUCUUGCAAGGGGAAAAUGAGUUCAGUUGUGCAAAUGCGUGGAUCAAUACCACUUUUUUGGUCACAAGAAGCAUCAAGAUUUAGCCCUAAGCCUGACAUAAUUUUGCAGAGGUAUGAUCCGACAUACGAAGCAACUAAAUUGCAUUUUGAAGACCUUGCUAAGAGAUAUGGCAAUCCAAUUAUUGUUCUGAAUCUGAUUAAGACAGUUGAGAAAAGGCCUCGAGAAAUGAUGCUGAGACGUGAAUUUGCAAGUGCUGUUGGUUAUCUUAACCAAAUUCCCAGUGAGAACCAUCUUAGAUUUAUUCACUGGGACUUUCACAAAUUUGCAAAAAGCAAGUCGGCCAAUGUUUUAGCAGUUUUAGGAGCUGUAGCAAGUGAAGCGCUUGAUUUAACUGGUUUUUACUACAGUGGUAAACCCAGUAUAAUAAAGAGGGCCAACAAGAGUAAUCGAACUAGCACAGGAAGGUAUGAUCUAUCAUUGAAAUUGUUACUUGACAUUCAAUACAGUGUUUUUCUUGUUUUUUUACAUAUUUUUUUUCGAAUUGUAACUCUUAACAUGGAAUUACAUUUUUUACUAUCCAGUAUUAUCUAACCAAGCCCUUUUGUUUUCCAUAAAAUAGCAAAGAUAGGAAAAAAAUGCAGGGUCCUGUUACCUUUUCCACCUCAUACUUCUGCUUUGAGGUUUGACCACCUGCUGCUCUAUAGCCUUCACUGUAAUAUAUGCUCUUUCCAGAAUUAAGAAACAUAGAACUAGAAGUCUCCAUGAAAAUCAUGAACUUUUUGAAUAAAUUCAUAUCCUUUCUUGUUUUGAAUAAAUUCAUAUCCGUUUGGA